UGACGAGUGGCACGCACGUGUUUCACUCUUUUUACUAUGGAGUCGGUGUUAAACUUCGUCCAGAUAAUUGAGCAGUAUCCUUGCCUUUACAACAACACUUUGCCCGACUAUUCAAGGAAGGAUAUCGUGGACAAGGCAUGGAACGAAGUUGCAGAGGCUAUGCAGUGGACUGUUCACUAUUGUCAAAGUAAAUGGAAAAAUAUAAGGAACGGAUUUGUACGCAGCCUAAAGCUAUGCGCAGACGGGUCAUCGAAGAAACAAAAGAAACUUUAUUACUUGCACAAUGAGCUGCAAUUCAUCCUACCAUAUAUUAAGACAAACAUUCACACAGAAGAAGCCGGGAAUAGUUCUCCACAAGAUGCUUCACGUGAAGAAGCGUAUUCUCCAUUCGAGGAAGAAUCUGUAAUAAUUCCUGAAGGCGUUUCUUCACCAGCUGCAGUGUUGAAUGCAUUUAAAAAGGCCAAAUAUAGAAAAAUUGAAACGGAAGUCGAUUGGUUGAAAGAGAGGGAAUUUAACAAAGACGAUACCCGAAAAAUGUUUCUAUUCAGUUUAUUAUCAGACGUUGAGACUCUUUCUGAUGAGCAAAUGCGGGAAUUUAGAAUUAAAGUGCUACUACUUCUAGAAGAGGUUCGAACGAGCCCGCCGCAGAAUAACCUCAGUCAACAUCAGCGGCAAUAUCAACAGUAUAGGAAUUCUCUACAGUAUCCCGUUGAAUCCACACUGUCAAUGCUAAAAACCGAGAUAUCAGACGAAACAGACAAUACGAAUUAGUGCUUAAACUUUUUACCCUUUUUUGUC
Molecule: messenger RNA, 798 nt
Organism: Maniola jurtina (meadow brown)
Lineage: Eukaryota; Metazoa; Arthropoda; Insecta; Lepidoptera; Nymphalidae
Exons: 2
Coding region: 37-771 (244 amino acids)
Biological process (GO): regulation of transcription by RNA polymerase II
Cellular component (GO): transcription regulator complex; nucleus
Molecular function (GO): DNA binding
Source: RefSeq, a predicted model, not a curated record